AUGAAAACCAAGGAAGGAGAGAGGAUAAUAUACAAAGUGGCAAAUCAAAGAGCACAAAGUAGACAGGAAGUGGGAGAGGUAUCUGUGAUAAAGUACAAAGAUGAAGUCUUACUGACAGAUGAGAAAAAGAUCAAGGAAAGAUGGAGGGAGUACUUUAGCAACCUGCUGAAUGUGGAAAAUGAGUGGGACCCACUCCAGGAUUGCCCACCGGUUGAAGGCCUCCUGCCUAAUAUAAACGAGAAGGAUAUAGAAGAAGCAAUGAAGAAAAGGAAGAGCGGAAGGGCAACAAGGUGCUCUGGACUACCAAUGGACCUGCCAAAACACCUAGGCAAGGAGGGUAACCAGGUGGUCACGUCACUCCUUCAGAAAGUAUGGGACGAAGAGAAGAUGCCAGCAGAAUGGGAACUAAUUGAACUAGUCACCAUUUACGAGAAGAAAGGGAACCCACUGGACUGUGGAAACUUCAGGGGCAUCAAGUUCCUAGAACAUGUUAUGAAGAUACUGGAGAAGUUAAUAGAGGGGAGGUUACGUGGACUGGUAUCGGUAAAUGAUAUGGAGUUUGGCUUUAGGCCCAGGUAG
Penaeus chinensis is the source of this 579-nucleotide messenger RNA. RefSeq lists its product as uncharacterized. The transcript has a single exon. The coding region runs from base 1 to 579 and encodes 192 amino acids. Lineage: Eukaryota; Metazoa; Arthropoda; Malacostraca; Decapoda; Penaeidae. The record is from RefSeq and is a predicted model, not a curated record.